AUGGAGCCCAUCCCCGGACCUGCCGGCUGGCCGCUGAUCGGCAACUUGUUGGACAUCGACCUCAACAACACGGUGCAGAGCUUCGUGGGGCUCGCCGAAAAAUACGGCCCGAUUUUCAAGCUGCGCCUGGGCGGCAGCGACCGCAUCUUCCUCAGCAACCACGUGCUUGUCAACGAGGUGUGCACGCGCAAGGAGUUUGUCAAGCAUAUCAUGGGCGCCGUUGGGGCGCUCGCCCAGGUGCUGCCGGACGGGCUCUUCACGGCGCCGACGGCGAAAAGGAGCUGGGGCCAGGCCCGGCGCACGCUGCAGCCGACCUUCGCGCCGGUGCGGAUCCGUAGCAUGUUCCCGGAGAUGCUCGACAUCACGUCGCAGCUGGUGCUCAAGUGGGCGCGCCACGGGCCGCGGACGCCCAUCGACCUGUCAGCCGACUUCACCCGCCUGACGCUGGACACGCUCGCCCUUACCGCCAUGGACACGCGCUUUAACUCGUUCUACCACGACGAGCUGCACCCGUUUGUACGGCACUUCGGCGCCAUGUUUGCCGAGCUGCAGCGCCGCUCCAACCUGCCGGCGUGGUCCUCGUGGCUGCGGUGGACCGCCAACCGCGAGUUCGACGAGAACAACGCGUUCAUCCGGGCGUUCUGCGCCGACGUGCUCGCGCACCGCCGCGCGCGCGAGAGCGAGGACGGAGGCGGCGAGCUCGCCGGCCGCCAAGAUGUCUUCACAGCCAUGCUGCACCGGCGCGACCCGGUCACGGGCGAGCAGCUGGCCGACUCGGUCAUCAUCGACAACAUGAUCACGUUCCUGUUCGCGGGCCACGACACGACGGCGGGGCUGCUCUCGUUUCUCGUGUACCAUCUGAUCCGGAACCGGGACGCGUACGAGAAGCUGCAGGCCGAGAUCGACCGAGUGCUCGGCGGCGGCGCCAUGACGGCCGACCACCUGGAUCAGCUGCCAUACGCCAAGGCCUGCGUGCUCGAGGCGCUGCGCCUGGAGUCGCCCGCCCAGGCCUUCGCCGUUACGCCGCAGAUGGACGACGACGGCGGCGACAGCGACAAGCCCAUCCUGCUCGGCGGGCGCUACCCGAUCCGGCGCGGCCAGACGGCCAUCGUGCUGACGCCGGCGCUGCACCGCGACCGCGGCGUGUUCGGCGACGACGCCGCCUCGUUCCGGCCAGAGCGCAUGGCCGAGGACAAGAUGAAGCAGCUGCCCAAGAACUCGUUCAAGCCGUUCGGCAACGGCAUGCGCAGCUGCAUCGGCAAGGACUUCGCCAUGCAGGAGGCCAUGAUCGCGGCCGUCGUGCUGUUCCAGAAGUUCGAUUUCGAGCUCGUCGACCCGGACUACGAGUUGCAGUACCAGCCCAGCCUCAACCGCAAGCCCAAGGACCUGUUUGUCUACGCGCGCUUGCGGCCGGGUGUCAAUGUCCUCUCGCUUCACCGCGACCUGUUCGUGCCCGCGAAGCAGGACCAGCAGGCCGAGUAG
This is a messenger RNA of Thermothielavioides terrestris NRRL 8126, 1482 nucleotides long. RefSeq lists its product as uncharacterized. Lineage: Eukaryota; Fungi; Ascomycota; Sordariomycetes; Sordariales; Chaetomiaceae. The record is from RefSeq and is a predicted model, not a curated record. The transcript has a single exon. Gene Ontology annotation, molecular function: monooxygenase activity; iron ion binding; heme binding. The coding region runs from base 1 to 1482 and encodes 493 amino acids.